UUCGUCGGAAAGUUCGUCAGUUGAGUCGCCAGUCGUCGAAGCGUUCGGUCGGUUAGUCCGUCGCCGUUAGUUCGUGUGCAUCGUGCGUGUGUGCCCUUUUUUUCUUGUUUUCUUUUUCUUUUUUCGAUGCGGCAUUAAAAGUUAUUAUUGUUAUUCUCAUUACUAGAGUGUCGAGAGAUUGUCUGUGUUUAUGUGCCACUCGCACUUACGUCAGAGAUUAGCCACCAAAAUUAUUUAUUAAAAAAAAACACGCAUCUCGUAUGGUGGGAAACCCUUAAAAAAAAACUGAAUUUUCAGAACCUAAAAAAAAAAAACUGCUCGUUUUGUCAAAAAAGAAAAAGAAAAUUCUUUUCGAAAACAACUGGCUGCAGAAAAAACAUUCCGUGACGAUUAUUGUGUUUAUACGUUCGGCUUUUACAACCCGGAUCUAAAAUUAGGUCGGUGGCUCUGCACUGCCGAUCGUUCCGUUUUCUCUCGUGUACGUGUGCGUGCACAGCUGUUGUUGCAGGCUGACGGUUUUUCUUUCUUUCUUACCUCUUUUCCACCAAAACUAUAGAAAAAAAAAAAACGAACGAAAAGGAAGAGGGAGGGAGUGAAGCUGAUCAUGUCGCCAUUUCGAACUUUUUUCUGCCAAGAAUUGGAGGGAUAACAGAUCUGGCCAACUUGAAGCUAUAAGCCCGGCCCGUGACAUGAAGUGCUGCGAUCUAUUGAUGAGCGCCACCCGAUUGCUGCUGACGCCCGCAUCGACGUCUGAUUCAACGUCCAACAUCAUGUCGUCGCCGGCUUCUGCGGCCAAGGAAUGCAUUUUAAAUCAACAGUCGAUUUGGCUGAACCAACCGACGUCGACGAUGAAACGACGAAGUCAAACGCUGCCCGAUUUGUAUUCGCCUUCAGCCUGCGCGUCGGCAGCGUCGGCUCUGGAACGACGUCUGUCGAGUCACGGAGAGAGAGGCGGCCAUGGCGAUAGCAGCAGCAGCACGGCCAAUCGCAGCGGUAGGCGUCGCCGGAAGGAUUUGCUCUCUAGCGGCGGUGCUGGCAAAGAGCAGGUGACGAUGGCGAAGGACGAGCCGCAGCCGAGAAUCAUCAAUGACGUACAUUCUGGCCAGGCGUUUAUCAGUGACAGGACGGCCCUAGCGGCGGUGAAGCAACAGAUACCGGCCGUUCACGAUGCGUUUAUCAGACGCGAUCGUGCCCUCACAGCGGCCAGUAGUAGUUUGAACUCGCUGCAUUCGUCAGCUCGUCGCUCGUCGUCGACAACGUCUUCAUUAUUCAAUCACCGCUACAGUCGAUCGGCGCUAGUGUUGACGCGUCCAUUCAAUCAUCGCCGCUAUCCGGAAACUGUUUCGUCGUCGUCGACUGGCCAUGACGCAACUUGCGCAACGAGUGUUGACGUUGCCACUGUCAUGAUGGACGAUGAAACGACCGACGAGUCGAGUGCGCGCCUUGCCGUUUAUCAGCAGCCACCGACAUCAGUCGUGGACGGGCGGCGACUGGACGUUUGCAGAUCGGCACCGACCACUCCGCACUUGCCUCGUUCGCAACGCGCAGUCGGACGUCAGCAAGAGACGCGACGAAACAAUCCGUUGAGAAAUUCGAAAUCGUCGUGCGGUUUCAACGAUCCGGUCGUCGCGUCAAUGGCAGUGCAAGACGAGGAUCCAACGGCGACUCGGUCGACGUGCAGCGAUGCCGCCAUGGCUAAACGCGAUGCCGACUCGGAGGCGUCCAGUGACGGCGAGGUGCUGGUCAACGCGUCGUCUUGUUUGUCGCCCCCUCCGCCUGUGAUCCAACGGCGCUUCCUGAAACUGUUGUCGGAAGGCGACAUCCAGUUGUGCCGCGUCACUCAUUCGGGCACAGUCAUCGGCAAGAUUUUGAGCUCGAAAUUCUUGCGACGUUGGGAGACGCAUCACCUGUACCUCAACGACGCCCAAAUCUCUUCGAAAACGCCGUCGGGUUUCAUGGAAGAAUCGACGCCUUAUUCUUCGAUGAAGGACAUCAGUCUGGUCGUGUCUUCUUCUUCUUCUUCUUCGUUGACUUCAUCCGCUUACUUGUGGGAUCGCAGUUAUUCCGAUCCCGGAUCGAUGGAAGUGAUGGGAGCGGCAGCAGUUGGCUCUUCCUUUGCCACUCCGCCCAGCCAUUAUUGGCCGCAACAUUGUUUGAUCCGCAUCGUUUUGCCCGAAGGAUGUCUUCUUCUGCAGGCCAACAACGCGUACGUGCGAGAUCAGUGGUAUCACUCCAUUAUUUGGAAGAAAAAUCUAUUUCGGUACCACCAAAUAACGAGGCGGACAACCAGACAGGAAGUUUUGCUGAAAGAAGUCAAGAGCAUGGUGGAAUUGGCGACAUCGACGCCAUUACAGGACCAUUGCAUCGCUCAGGCGCCAUUCCAAGUCAUUUCGUCUUUGCUCUCCACCGUCAGCGAAGAGAAAUCGCAACAUCAUCAGCAAAAUCGUAUUUCAAUCGGCAUGCCUGGCGGCUGCUAUUAUUCUCAAACGGUUUUAGAGGAUCUGUUGUUGACGUUGUCACCUCUACUGGAACGACAACCUCCGUCGCGCGAAAUGUGCACCGCCUUCAGCCGACACUGUCGACUCCAUCCGCGAUCUUCUCUCGUUCGCGGUCUCUUUACCUCCGUCGUUCAUCGCAUCCUCAAACACAACGUCGAUUUUGGGAAAAAUCCGUUUAUGCGACGCUUCGUUCACGACUACAUCCGGGUCCUUUACGCCCACAACGACGGGCCACAGGCCGUCCGUGACUUUGUUCAAAGCGCUCACGGUGAAGGAAGUGCUUGUCCACAUCCACGUGUCCUGCCCAAUUUAGUGGCCGUUUGUUUGGCUGCUGUUUUCAGCAUUUACGAGUACCGACGUCGACGACAACGUCAUCCGUCCGACUGGGUUAACAUCCAAGCCAAUCAUCCUGUUGAUCACAACGAAGAUAAAUUGACGACUGCACCAAUUGUUGAACCAAUGGCCGUCGAAGAUCGUCCAGUCAGUCAAGAUGAGACUCAGCGACCCCACAAAUCCAACAACAAUUGCCACAACAACAAUAACAACAACAACAACAACAAUAGCAACAAUAACAUUUGGGACAUGCAAUGUUAUCUGACCAUCAUCAAAACUGCUUGCGAAUUUGAGGAUUGGCGUCCCGGUUUGGCCCAGCUGUUGCAACCUGUCCCGUUCCCUGACGAAGCGCUCGUUGACGACGUCUUUAUCAAGGGGAUGGGUGUUGUCGUUGGAGCCAUUGGAAACGAUCCUCGUUGCGCCGUCCAUCAGUGCGUGCUGGGCAUCCGCGAAGGAAAAGAAGGCUGGUUCCACGUCAUUUGCCCGUCAUCGGCUGCCUGUUGCGACGACGGAUCUCUUUGGGCGUCUAUUCUGAAGACGCUGCUCGACUGUUGCUGUCGUCGCAAAGCGUUUUUAGCUUCCAUGACGAAAUUGGUGGGCGCUUGCCAACUGUUGGCCUUACGAGAUCAUUCGUCGGCGCAGGAAACGCUUUGCCUCAUGCUCGAAUGGAAUCUGUUGGAAGUCAAUGCCGGCCAGGAGAAUUCACAAUGCGGAACGAACACGAGUGCGGAAGAACGCGAUUCGCUUCCGCUGCAAAUAGCCACAACGUUGCAAAGCACCGAAUCGGGUCGUCGACUCUAUUUCGAACUGUGCGAUCGUCAACUUCACCUGAAAGAAUUGCAACAAAAGGGCGGACCUAAAAAAUUGACAUUGCCCAAUCGAUCGACGGACGAUGAUCUGUCGAAAUUGCUACUCAAUUGCGGUUCACUGGGCAACCUUGAAUGUCUGAGUUUGGCCUUCACUCAGGUGACGAGUGCCUGCGCCCAGCAUCUCAUUAAACUGCCCUCUCUGCGCUACCUCAAUCUCUGGUCUACUCAGUUUGGCGACCCUGGUUUGCAGCUGAUAAGCGAACACCUCCAUAAAUUGCAGGUGCUCAACUUGUGCGAGACUCCCGUCACCGACAAAGGCCUCGCUUGCCUCGCCAGUAUGAAGAGUUUGCGCAAGCUGAAUUUGAAUAGCACGACGUUAUCAGUGUCGACAUUCGAGAAAUUAAAGCAGAAAUUGCCGUCGCUUCAAGAAUGCGACGUGCGUUACACGGACGCUUGGUGACAAGACGGGCCGGGGGAUCAUCAACAGUCAGGAGAAGCAGCUGGCCACACCAGCGACACUCCAACUCCCUCGAAUGCCCAUUCAUUUUUCUGCAUCCGGCCACAAUUACAGACGUCGUCGUCUACCCUCAAUCCGAAUCGAAGCGCCAAUCUCUUUUUCUGCACUCGCUACCAUUCGACACGUCAAGCGCCAGCCAAUUUUCUACAACUGGCUGAUCAAUUCCGUUAAGAAAAUUCCGCCAAUGAAAUGAAUUCAGAGUUUAUUUAUUUAUUUUAUUUGUUGAGGUGGGGUGGUGGGGGGAGUUCUUCUUCUUGUGAAGAAUGAACUUGAUGAACUUGUGUGUGACGAGAAGAAAAAGAAGCUGCUAGUCCCGUUUGUUGCUACAUAUGAAAAAGAACUAGCUCAUUCAACUUCCUCAUUUAUCUAAUUUUGCUCUGCUAUUGGGAUCCAUUUUCUCGCAACCACAACAUCACGGUAACCAACUCUUUGGUACAUGUGCACCUACAGUUGCUUUAUUUAUCAAAUAUAUAUAGUAUAUACUAUCAAUAUCGUGUGUGUGUGUGUGUGUACAUAUGCAACAAGGACCCACCCGACGACAUCAGAAACUAUGUAUACUGUUCUAUUGAUGCAUUCAUAUUCUAUUCUGUAUCUGAUUUGUCGAACGGUGAUUUGUAAAAAGGGAAACAUUUCCUGUGUUUGCUUCCUGCCGUUUAUUGAUCGUCCCCAAAGUGUAAGCCCUCAGUGAUGGGCAUCGUCGCGUACAGCCUUUUUAGCUGAUUCAAUUUUGUUUUACCCUUCUUUAAAUGACGACUUGUAAUCGACCUUGUUUUCCCUCGUCAUCUUCUUCUCGAUCACAUUUCAAGAAAAAAAAAAAGAGCUUAAAUUUUGUUUUUAAUCCCCACCUUUUACUUCUACUCUCCUUUUGACAAGUCAACCAUCCAGUCCUCAUCCAACAUCCAACCAGUUACGUAUUUAACGUAUUUAACUUAAAAAAAAAAAAAUGCGAUUUCAAAAAAUUUCUUAUCUCUAUUUUUCUGAUUCGAAAUGAAGGUCAUAGAAAUAGGAAAAAGAUUCUAGGGUUUUCCUUUGGAAAUUUGCAAUGUGAAAAAGAGUGAGUCUAUUUUGGUUGAUUUUGCGUUGCUGUACCGAUUCAUUUCGGCACUCAAUACAAUUUGGUACAACAAAACAAACACAAUUUCCAAACAUUUUCUUUCGUCCAUUUUUCAUGCCAUAGCAAAACGUACACACACACACACACACACACACACA
Daphnia magna is the source of this 5369-nucleotide messenger RNA. RefSeq names its product C-Maf-inducing protein. Lineage: Eukaryota; Metazoa; Arthropoda; Branchiopoda; Diplostraca; Daphniidae. The record is from RefSeq and is a predicted model, not a curated record. The transcript is spliced from 15 exons. Bases 690 to 4100 code for a protein of 1136 amino acids.